This is a messenger RNA of Phlegmacium glaucopus, 760 nucleotides long. The record is from the annotation of a GenBank genome assembly. Lineage: Eukaryota; Fungi; Basidiomycota; Agaricomycetes; Agaricales; Cortinariaceae.
GACCAACCUUUCGGAUGUUCAUUCAACAACCUCGACAGUACAAGAAGCGGCGUCACAGGUACUAAAGUACAAAAGCUUGAUCGGAAACUACGCAUAUUCGGUUCUUCGAGCGGUAAAAUGUAACGGAAAGAGAUUCGUUGUCGUUCGUAACCCAUGGGGGAAAAAAUCUGAAUGGACAGGUCGAUGGUCGGAUGGUUUAAAGCAAUGGACACAAGAAUGGUUGGGAGUUUUACCGAAAUUGGGACAUACGUUUGGGGAUGAUGGGCAUUUCGUAAUGGAAUAUUUGGAUUGGUUGGAAUGUUUCGUGUCGAUUGAUAGGACUAUUCUUUUCGAUUCUACUUGGAUGAUGUCAUCUCAAUGGCUCCACGUCCCCGUUCCACCUCUUCCCGUCGCUUGGUCUUAUGGCGAUGUGACCUUUACGUUCUCACUUCCGGGACCUUCCACCACCAUCAUCGUACUUUCUUAACUCGAUUUAAGAUAUUCCAGAGAUGUCGCAGGUCGAGCAUCUUGGACCAUGGAUUUUACUCUUGUCAAAGAAGGUCAAAAGGAACCUAUCGCUGAAUCUGGUCAUUCGGAUUUUAAUCUCCGUAGUGUUCAUUUGGAAGUCGACUUAGAGGCAGGGAAUUAUAUCGUUUAUGUGGGUAGUCGUCGAAUUAAGCCAUCAAAAAAAAAUUCUGAAAAUGUCCUUUUUAAAAAUCUUUGUUAGAUCGAAUAUUGGAUCGUAAUGAAGCAGUUUUUUUUUUUUGCGAACCGAUUGUUU